Molecule: messenger RNA, 1550 nt
Organism: Trachymyrmex septentrionalis
Lineage: Eukaryota; Metazoa; Arthropoda; Insecta; Hymenoptera; Formicidae
Product: tubulin beta-1 chain
Exons: 2
Coding region: 201-1544 (447 amino acids)
Biological process (GO): microtubule cytoskeleton organization; mitotic cell cycle
Cellular component (GO): microtubule; cytoplasm
Molecular function (GO): GTPase activity; GTP binding; structural constituent of cytoskeleton
Source: RefSeq, a predicted model, not a curated record
CUUGAAAAUCUGUAACGGACACCGCAACCGUCGCAUACUCGUCUUCGGGUUCACGCAACGCGUUGGUCUCUGUACUCGAGUCAGUUCGAUAGUAAAAGAAAAAAAUAAAUAAAUAAAUCGCCGUCAGUUGCCGCCACAUUAAGGUACUCAAGGCUCGCUUUUUCGAGAGAUCACAAGUCGGUGAAUUUUACGAGAGCAACAUGAGGGAAAUCGUCCACAUCCAGGCCGGCCAGUGCGGUAACCAAAUUGGAGCAAAGUUUUGGGAAAUCAUAAGUGACGAGCAUGGCAUUGACCCGACUGGCACCUACCACGGUGACUCUGAUCUCCAGCUGGAAAGAAUCAACGUCUACUACAAUGAGGCGUCCGGCGGUAAAUACGUACCGCGUGCCAUCCUCGUCGAUCUGGAACCCGGUACUAUGGAUUCCGUACGUUCGGGACCAUUUGGCCAGAUCUUCAGACCGGACAACUUUGUAUUCGGUCAGAGCGGCGCUGGUAAUAACUGGGCCAAAGGCCAUUACACCGAAGGCGCCGAGCUGGUGGAUUCUGUCCUCGAUGUUGUAAGAAAAGAGGCCGAGAGCUGCGACUGCUUGCAGGGAUUCCAGCUUACGCACUCUUUGGGCGGUGGUACCGGCUCCGGUAUGGGUACCCUCCUCAUUUCCAAAAUUCGUGAGGAAUACCCCGACAGAAUCAUGAACACGUAUUCCGUUGUGCCGUCGCCCAAGGUGUCCGACACAGUCGUCGAGCCGUAUAACGCCACCCUUUCUGUACAUCAACUUGUCGAGAACACCGAUGAGACUUACUGUAUCGACAACGAGGCCCUUUACGAUAUUUGCUUCCGCACCCUGAAACUAUCGACGCCAACGUAUGGUGACCUAAAUCAUCUCGUCUCCCUCACGAUGUCCGGUGUUACGACCUGUCUGAGGUUCCCCGGUCAAUUAAAUGCCGAUCUUAGGAAACUUGCCGUAAACAUGGUGCCCUUCCCCCGCCUUCACUUCUUCAUGCCCGGAUUUGCACCUCUCACAUCCCGCGGUAGUCAACAAUACAGAGCUCUCUCUGUACCGGAACUCACCCAACAAAUGUUUGAUGCCAAGAAUAUGAUGGCGGCGUGCGAUCCCAGACACGGCAGGUACCUCACAGUCGCUGCCAUCUUCCGCGGUAGAAUGUCGAUGAAGGAGGUCGACGAGCAGAUGCUCAACAUUCAGAACAAGAACAGCUCGUACUUCGUCGAAUGGAUACCGAACAAUGUAAAGACCGCCGUGUGCGAUAUUCCGCCGCGCGGUCUUAAGAUGUCCGCCACGUUCAUUGGCAAUUCCACCGCCAUCCAGGAACUGUUCAAGCGUAUCUCCGAACAGUUCACUGCUAUGUUCAGGAGGAAGGCUUUCCUUCACUGGUAUACUGGCGAGGGUAUGGAUGAGAUGGAGUUCACUGAAGCCGAAUCUAACAUGAACGACUUGGUGUCCGAGUACCAGCAGUACCAGGAAGCUACUGCAGACGAAGACGCAGAAUUCGACGAGGAGCAGGAAGCCGAAGUCGACGAAAAUUAAAAUAAA